UGAAGAGACGUGGGGAAGAUUCGAUUCCGAGAAGAGGAAGAGCCCGACUGAAAGGGAGCGAGGCCGCUGAGGGGGAGGGGGCUGCCAAGAUGGCGUCAGCCUCCUCCGGGCAGUCGGCGGUCGGAUUUUCAUCCUUUGAUCCCGGGGUCCCUGUCAGUAACUCGGCCUCAGAAGCACCAGCACCUGGAAUCAAGAGACCCAUGGCAUCUGCUUCUGAGGUGCCUUGUGCCUCUACAUUGCCCAUCAAGAAAAUAGGCCACCGAGGUGUGGAUUCCUCAGGAGAGACAACAUAUAAAAAGACAACCUCAUCAGCUUUGAAAGGUGCCAUCCAGUGGCAUACUGUGGGGAGCCUGAGUACCAAACCAGAGCAGGAUGUCCUCAUGCAAGAUUUCUACGUGGUGGAGAGUAUCUUCUUCCCCAGUGAAGGGAGCAACCUGACCCCUGCUCAUCACUAUAAUGACUUCCGUUUCAAGACCUAUGCACCUGUUGCUUUCCACUACUUCAGGGAGCUAUUUGGCAUCCGGCCUGAUGAUUACUUGUAUUCCUUAUGUAGUGAGCCACUGAUUGAAUUCUGCAAUUCUGGAGCUAGUGGUUCCCUUUUUUACAUGUCCAGCGAUGAUGAAUUCAUUAUCAAGACAGUUCAGCAUAAAGAAGCAGAGUUUCUGCAAAAGCUGCUUCCAGGAUAUUACAUGGCAGGUAGCAAGAACAUACGAAUUGUGGUGAUGAACAAUCUUUUACCACGGUCAGUCAAGAUGCAUAUCAAAUAUGACCUCAAUUCAACAUACAAACGACGGGCUUCUCAGAAAGAGCGAGAGAAGGUUCUCCCCACCUAUAAAGACCUGGACUUUCUGCAAGACAUCCCUGAUGGCCUUUUUUUGGAUGCUGAUAUGUACAAUGCUCUUUGUAAGACCUUGCAGCGUGACUGUUUGGUGCUGCAGAGUUUUAAGAUAAUGGACUACAGUCUUUUGAUAUCAAUUCACAACAUAGAUCAUGCACAGCGAGAGCCCUUAAACAGUGAAACACAGUACUCAGUUGACACUCGCAGACCAGCCCCCCAAAAAGCUCUAUACUCCACUGCCAUGGAAUCCAUUCAGGGCGAGGCUCGACGAGGUGGCACCAUGGAGACAGAUGAUCAUAUGGGUGGCAUCCCUGCCAGGAAUAGUAAAGGGGAAAGGCUCCUGCUUUAUAUUGGCAUUAUUGAUAUCCUGCAGUCUUACAGGUUUGUUAAAAAAUUGGAGCACUCUUGGAAAGUACUUGUACAUGAUGGGGGCACUGUAUCAGUGCCUCGUCUAGGCUUCUACGCUGAACGGUUCCAACGCUUCAUGUGCAACACAGUGUUCAAGAAGAUCCCCUUGAAGCCCUCUCCUUCCAAAAAGUUUCGGUCUGGCUCAUCUUUCUCUCGGCGAUCAGGCCCCAGCGGCAACUCCUGCAUUACUUCCCAACCAUCGGUCUCGGGAACCAAAGCACAAGUGACAACAAAGGCGGAAGUGGAGCCAGAUGUUCAUCUUGGUCGUCCUGAUGUUUUACCUCGGACUCCACCUUUGGAAGAAAUCAGUGAAGGGUGCUCACCUGUUCCUGGCCCCAGUUUCUCAUCUGUAGUUCCAGAGACUUUGCAAAUGCUAAAUACAAGUUCAAUGUUGCAAAAGCUUGAAGUUACGGAGUCAGAGUUCUCCCAUUGAGCAACAAAUCGUAGAAGACCUGAAAUAAGAUUCUGCUAUCUCUGUGAUCCUAAGAUGUCAGCCUUUGCCCCAGAAAUGCUGAGUUUUCUUCUGCUUGGUCAUGAAAAAAGGAGUAUAAUUUGGAAGCUAGGGGAGCUCUCCAUUUCCUACUUGAAGAAGAAUUUAUUCUCCGUGACCUUCCUCUGAAUGGGCAUUAGUGCCUUGGACAAUUGAAGACAGCAGUAUCCCCUCCACUUGAGUUGGGUAGCAUGAAUUUUUAACUGGCCUGCCUUGACUUCUACAACUGAAGUUUUUCAAAGCCCCAGUCUUUGUGCUGGUAGUGGGGUUGCUGGACUUGGUGGUUUUCUUCCCUCCUCACCUGCCUGUCACCAGGAGCUG
Molecule: messenger RNA, 2057 nt
Organism: Sciurus carolinensis (gray squirrel)
Lineage: Eukaryota; Metazoa; Chordata; Mammalia; Rodentia; Sciuridae
Product: phosphatidylinositol 4-phosphate 5-kinase type-1 alpha-like
Biological process (GO): phosphatidylinositol metabolic process
Molecular function (GO): phosphatidylinositol kinase activity
Source: RefSeq, a predicted model, not a curated record